UUUUGGUAAGCCAAAGAGGAAUUUAAGCAUGGGAGCCAUUUCUGAAAUUUUGGCAUUUGGCCGCCAUAUUGAAAAAACAAAACCCAGUGCUUUUACAUGAUAAUUCUUGGUAUAUUCACCAAACUAACCCUUUUUUUUAGGUCGGGGCUUUUUUUAAUAAUUACAUUUCAUUCAUUACAUUAUAUAAUGUAGUUAGCAUGGUAGACAUUUGUUUAAUUUUAGCAUUUACGUGCUAUUAAUGUAAAAAAAGAAACCAGUAUAUACUAUAUGACAGUUUUAAUUGGAAGUCUCAAAUGUCCUAUGUGUAAUUGUUAUGUUAGUACUAUAGUCUGUAUAUAUUUUCUUUUCUUUGUUGCAGUGAGUUAGUACAAUAGAAAUGGAAAAUGGAUGAUCCUGGUGCAUCAAAAUUAAGAAAAAGACAUGCAUUAUUGAAUGCAUCGCCACCUGAACCUAUUGGCAAGAAAACAAAAACACGUGCAGAAGACGACUGUGUGAUAUGUAAGCAAUCAACUACAUCUAAAAGAAAUCCACUACAGAAUCCAAAUCAGGACACCUGGAACAAAAUUGCAGAAAAAGCACUAGAAUGGAAGGAUUUAGGGACGAGCUUUGAUGAUAUUCACGAAAAGAUACAGGUAAAUGCUUUGCCUAGGAAAAUUCAUAAAGUCUGCAGGCUUGAAGUCGUUGGUCAUAAGCUAUUACGAGCACAGGAUACAUAUUAUAGAAAAUCUAUGCCUGAAGAAAAUGUGGGAGAAGCUGCUGGUACCUCUGCAGAACACACAAAAGAACAACGCAUACGAAGCAGCCGCAUUGUUUCUAAAUCUGUUUGUGUUUUCUGUACAGAAACCUUGGAGGGAAAAACUGUUAGAAACAAUGUUGGUGGAAGAACACCAGUGAAGGUUCACAGACUGGAAACACAAGAUGCUUGGAAAACUUUCUCCAAAGCAGUCGAGUACGUUGAUGAUAAACAAACUAAGGAUAGACUGCAGGCUAUAAUUACUUUCUGUGACAAUGAAGGAGGGAUACGGAAAGCAGCUGCGUUGGAUAUUAAAUAUCACAAAGACUGUUGGAAGACAUACUGCAGACCAGUGUACCACCAGAAUGCGAGCGGCAUAAAAAAGGAACAUAAGCAACAGCGAUUAAAAUGGUUGGAAGAAAAACAAACUGAAGCAUUUAAUAGCCUGUGUGAAUAUAUUGUUGAGUACUUGGACAUCCGCAAAGAGGUUUAUACUCUGAGAGACUUACUGUCAGAAUAUGAGCAAAUUCAGAGAGACAUGAUGAUCAGAAAUGAAGAAAUCAGAAACACAUGUGACGACAAAUACGCCCUACGUUCCCUUCGCCAAAAACUGGAAACACGUUUUGGAAACAAUAUUGGAUUUCAGCCGAGAUACCGGCGAAACGAAUCUUCAAUAGUGUUUUUUACUAAGCAUGGUGGGGCAUAUGUGGAAAGUGCUUUGAAUAGUUGGGGCAUGAACACUUCAAAUUUGAUACAGAACGUUGCUAAAAUUCUACAUGGUAAACAUAGAAAAGUGCCUGGAAUACCAUGGCCAUGCCAGGUUGAAGAACUCAAGAAUGAUAAUACCCCUAAUGACAUCCAUAACUUAAUAGCCUUGCUUGCUGACCCUUAUGCUAAAUUGGAAGAAGACCGUGCAGUUGUUGAAGAACGUUUGCAGUCAGCUGUUCGUUUCCUAUCUGAAGGUGUAAUGCAUUUAAUUACAAGAAAACGCCAACCACUGCAAGUAAGUUUAUCAAUAUCUGUACACAACUUGACGGGCAGCAAGGAGCUUAUCAAUGUUCUCAAAAAAUUGAGAAUUGGCAUUUCAUAUGAUGAUGUACUCGACGAGUUGUCAGCAUUAGCAUUACAGCAACACAACAACGGAGAACUUAAUAAUACUGGUUCAGAUAUCCUAAUAUGUCCACAACAAAUAGCAUCAGGUCAGCCGGGAACAGUAGUGAUGGAUAAUGAUGAUUUUAAAGAAGACGGACUUACCGGUUCUGAGACUAGUCAUUACACGAAUGUCAUAAUGGCACAAUCAAAAUCUUUUCGUUGUGAUGCACAGACGAAUAGCACAACAUUAAUUAUACCAACGCCUGAAGCCAGAAGAGCUCUAGUUUGCCCUGUUGUUACCAAAAACUUGCAAAAUGAUGGCAUACAUAGCGACCCACAACCACAUCAAUUGAAACCUGCUGAAAACACUGUAACAGUUCACAGACUGGUAGCUCACUCACUUCACCGUGUGAUUCAAAAAGAAGGAACUGUGCCUUCAUAUACUGGUUACCAUUGUCACCUUUCAAGUGAUACGGACAAGUGGGAAACAUAUAAUGUCAAAUCUUAUUCACAACCACCAGGUAAGGAAGUUGUCAAAGAUGUGUUGAAUUGGUGCCAACGAGUUGCCAAACACAAAAAAAUGCCUCUUAUUCAACUUGUUGGUGACCAAGCAAUAUAUAAAUAUAUUGAAGAAUGCCUAUGCGAGGAUGAGGAUAGGUGGUCUCUCGUAAAGGGUGUGUUAGGUGGAUUUCACACAGAAUUGUCAUACCUUAAUGCUGUAGGAAAAAGAUAUUCUGGAAGUGGUAUCGAAGAAUUAGCUGUUGCUGCAGGUGUUGUAGCUGUAGGAAGUUUAAGUCAAGCAUUAUCUGGGAAACAUUACAACAGGGCAAUGCGUCUGCACAAAUUGAUAGCAGAAGCUUUAAUACAUAUGCUUACACAAAGUUACAUUGAAAAUCACCCAGAUAUACUUGAAGGCUUAGAACAGGUGGUGGAUAUUUCAACAGAAAAAGAAUUUGAUGAAUUUGUUGCAUCACACUCAUUUAAUGAAUUCGUGCAAUUGAUGUUCCAAAAUAUCUUUGACAGUAACUCAGAUAUGGCAAAAUUUUGGCUAUCUUAUAUUAUUGAUGUGGAAGUCUUGUUUCAGCACUACCACUGUCUACGGAGUGGAGUAAAUUUUGAUGAAUACUUAAACAGUUGUCGUAGAAUGCUUCCUCUACUAGCAUCAUAUGGAAACAUAAAUUACCUUCGCUUCCUCUCUCUCUAUUAUUGGCGAAUGUCCAACUUGACAGAUAAUGAGAAGAAACAUAUGGCUUCAAUAUACUCAUUUUCAUUGACUGGCAAGAGUUACAGCAAAUUGCCUCCUGACCAGGUCAUUGAAAUGACUAUGAACAAACAAUCCAAGAACCGUAGAAGUGGUGGCUGGGUGGGAUUUUCCAAGAAUCUAUCCAUGAUUGCUAUUAACAUUUUAAGCAGGCCUGCUGUGUUGUACUUGAGAGAGCAAUUGCAAGAAGCCAUAGAUAUGAAGAAGCCUAUUUACAGCCACCCAGAAUUGGGUCCAUCGAGGAUGAAGAAAGACUUUCGAGUGAUUCACGAAGUGAAACUUGCUCUAGAGGAAUGGGAUGCGAACCCAUGGGACCUAAGUCGGCCAACUCUACGCUCACUUUGCACUGGACAGCCAGCACCAGAACAUGUAGUGAAAAGUUUGGACACAGCUCAUGAUGAGGGAAAUGCCAUGGCAGAAGCAAUAUUGAACAGACUUUCUUCAGAAACUACAUCACUCCACAACCCGAUUACAAAGAGGAAAAGCCAAACGUUUGCGACGAAGACUGCCUCCACUGCAAAGAGCAGGCAAACACUGAGGACAUUGGUAGAUCAUGCUGCAACAAAGCAAGUUGUCGAUAUGUUAACAAGUGGAGAAACUGCGACCAUGACACUACUGGAUAUCAUGCAGUAUAGAAUAACAACUGUGUGUUUAUCAUUGUUUACAGCUGAUGGUAUGUUCCAUAAACCAGUUAAGUCAAAAUUCAUGACAUUACUAGAUCUGCACCCUGUGAUGGCACCACCGCUUUACCAUGCUAUCGUAGAUCUCGGAAUGGCCUGGAACAAGAUACCAGCUUGCAAGACUUGGAGUCUUUAUGCCUACAACCUCUACAACUUCAUACUAAGUCGCCAUCCUGAAGCAGUAGCAUUUCACAUAGUCAAUGAUAUUUACAACGAAGAAACAUUGAUUGACAGUACUAAAUAUCAUGAGCAAAAACGUCGUAUGAUAUCGUAUGGGUUCGUGCCGAACAUUUACCCCAUUGCUGACAAGCAAAUGCCUACAGGAAGUGCAUGGCGUUCAUUUCUCUCAAAGCCUGCAAAUAAACUAAGACUUCAACACUUCCUUCUCAAUGAAUGGCAAUCCUAUAAGCACAAUACUAACUGGUAUUACACGAAAGAUCUUCUCUGCUAUGAUCUCAUAUCCAACGAAUGUGAUCCCCGAUUCGAAGCACCACUGCCAUGUGAAGCAGAUAUCAGGGCGUUCUUCCAAGCAGCACAAUUAGAUGAUCCUCAUCCAAUUGUACUUGAUUUCGAAGACACAGAUGUAUGGGUUAUUGCUUCAUACAUCAGUCAUAUAACCGAGCAGGAUAUGUACAUGUAUAAAAGGAAAUCGGGAAGUUCUGCAGAAUUCUACAUCUGUCGCUCAUUGUUCUCUAAAAAAGACAAAGCAUGUGCUGCUCUUGGUCUCUACACAUUUACAGGUUGUGACACGGUAGAAGGUUUCUUUGGCUGUGGCAAAGUGACAGCAAUGAAACGCAUUCUCCAAUCAAAUAAUCUGACAUACCUACAGACAGUACUACAACUAGGAGUCAGCAAAGAACUAUCCCAUGAAAUGUUCAUUCAACUGGAGUUGUUAACGAUUAGGAUUAUCUACAAUGACUCUGUGAGUCAACGAUUGUGUGAAGCACGAGAAAGAAAAUGGAGGCAGUUACGACAUUAUGAUUCUGCCAGGUUGCCUCCAGACGAGGACUCAUUUAGACAACACUGUCUCCGAAGUCAUUUGCAAGCUUAUGAAUACAAGAAUGCGAGACUUCUAAAGCAGUUGCCCCCUACUAACUUCGGUUGGGAAAGGCACAAAGAUGGAUUGCGACCUGUCACACACACCAUACCCGCACUUCCAUUUGGAACCCAAUUGCCUCAAUCCAAUGAAACCCUUUCAGAGGAGUGUGACAAUGAAUUAGAAGAUGAAAAGGAGCAAGUCAGUGGAAUUCUUUAUGACUCAUCAUUGGAAACCAGCGAUACAGAUGAAGAGUAUAGUGAUUCAGUGGAAGAUCAGUGAGAUGAUUUUCAUAUACAGUGAACAUUAACUAUGUGUGAUGUUACAUUCAAGACAUUUCCAUAUGUAAAAAAAAAGUCCUGUUUAAAAAUGCACAGGCUGUGGUGUAUAAACCUGAAAAAUCAUAAAGCAUACACUAGCUUCUGUUUUUCAAAAUGGCGGCCAAAUUCCAACAUUACCAAGGAAGUUGCCAGUUUUGACCAGUGUUGAAAAAAGAAGCAUAAGAACUUAAGUGAACUACUUUGUAAUGAAUUUUACCAGGACAUGAAUUAUUGUGCCAAAUGAAUGUUUAAAAAUACCUUGCAU
Messenger RNA from Bacillus rossius redtenbacheri, 5387 nucleotides. RefSeq lists its product as uncharacterized. Lineage: Eukaryota; Metazoa; Arthropoda; Insecta; Phasmatodea; Bacillidae. The record is from RefSeq and is a predicted model, not a curated record. Bases 384 to 5084 code for a protein of 1566 amino acids. The transcript is spliced from 2 exons.